Rodentolepis nana is the source of this 1071-nucleotide messenger RNA. The record is from the annotation of a GenBank genome assembly. NCBI's taxonomy places the organism in Eukaryota, Metazoa, Platyhelminthes, Cestoda, Cyclophyllidea, Hymenolepididae.
AUGACGGAUAAGGCUAAAAAACUUUUCGAAAAGGACGAGAAAGUGCUAUGCUUCCAUGGGUCGCUUAUGUACAACGCCAAGGUGAUGGAUGUUAAAUUCGAAGACGAUGAGUACCUAUAUUUCAUCCAUUACACUGGCUGGAAUAAAACCUGGGAUGAAUGGGUUAAAGAUUCCCGCAUUUAUAAAGAUGAUGAAGCGGGUAAUAAAUUUAAAGCUGAAGUCGAAAAAUUGGUUAAAUCUCGCAAAAAUCAAAAGGUCCUUCGGAAGUCGGAUUUGAAGAAGAAUCCUGAGCCACCCAUGGAGAUAAUUGAACAGUUAGGACUAUCUCAGGAUAUUUUAAGCGGCAACGAAAGCUUAAAAUCUGAAGAGCAUGAUCGACAGGAACUGCAGGAGGAUAGAGUUUCUGUGAACGAGCCUCCUUUUAAACCAGAUGAAGAAGCUGUUGCACCGCCUAAGUCCGUAAAAUCAUCUACUAAGCGUCGAAAUAGAUCUACUGCAAAGGCCGCCGGCGAAACGGAUGAAGGUUUUCUCCAGCGAUCUCAAAUUAAUGUCAAGUUGCCUGAUUCCCUUAAAGCUUUUCUGGCCGAUGAUUGGGAUCUUGUCACUAAGCAAUCUCGUAUCGUAAACUUGCCAUCAAGAAAGCCAGUCAAAACGGUGCUUGAGGAAUAUCUUGAGUAUUCAAAAUCAAAACCACUGCCAACUGAUCACGACACCUAUAAAAUCACCCAAGAAUAUCGAGAGGAAUUCGCUAAGGGAAUUAAGACCAAUUUUAAUUGCAUUGCGGGCUCACAGUUAUUGUACAAAUUCGAACGUCCUCAAUAUGGCCAAUUAAUGAGGAAUCAUGCUAACAAAGAGAUGAUCGAGCUGUACGGACCAGUGCAUCUUCUCAGAUUUUUAUUGAAACUCAAGGAUAUUAUUACAUUUUUGAAGAAUGACAAGACGUCCCUGGGCCUUAUGGAAGCUCUUGCGGCGGAUUUGGUUGAAUACCUUGAUAACAACCGCAAUGAAUACUUCUCCUUGGAAGACUAUGUUGGUGUGACUCCGGACUACCUCAGAGAGGCUAUGUGUUAA